AUGAGGGAUCCCACUGCAGAUAUGGAAGAAACGACACAGCAACCGGCGACCAACGGGUCGGCCGCCGAACCCCGCCGCAACAAUAAAUCAGUGCGAGUCGCGUUUGGUCCGGACCUAGAAACUACCAUCCCGACUCGUGAACGAUCGCCUGUCCCAUUCAGCAGUCAUCAUCGUUCCUUCACAACAGUUGAGCACACCCAGGCCUCCUCUCUCGCUGCACCAGCUCGUCCCACCAGUUCCGCCGGGGAGAAUGGUGCGAUGGUGUCCGACGACCCGCCCCGCCGCCCCUCUCCGCGAAGGUCGGAGAGUAGUCGUCCAGCGAUGUUGAAGAGAGCCAAAAGUGAUUAUGGUCCUAGUCGUGUCACAUUCGACAAGGUGGUUGGAGGGGACGAUGAAGAAGAUUUCGCUAUGCGACACGGAUGGCAAGAGGAAUAUACCUCAAGCGAGUAUUUGAAGAUUCUACACUCGAAUUUCUACAUGUAUUUCACGGAAAAACGUCAUGAGACCAAUGGCAUUCCCAGAGACCCCGUCGGAAGCUGGCCGAGCCAGGAUUGGCGUAUGAAAGAUCGAUUGAAGACAGUGUCAGCAGCCCUCGCAAUCUGCCUGAAUAUCGGAGUUGAUCCUCCUGAUGUCGUCAAGACAAACCCGUCCUCGAAGCUUGAGUGCUGGGUGGAUCCUACCUCGACCACCGGCGGUGGCCAGACGAAGAUCAUGGAGCAGAUUGGUAAGAAAUUGCAAGAACAGUACGAGACUCUGAGUCUACGAACAAGAUACAAGCAGUAUCUGGAUCCCUCUGUUGAUGAAACCAAGAAAUUUUGUAUCUCCUUGCGCCGAAACGCUAAAGACGAACGGGUGCUUCUUCAUUACAACGGCCAUGGUGUCCCAUUGCCGACACAGUCGGGUGAGAUCUGGGUGUUUAAUAAGAAUUAUACCCAGUAUAUUCCCGUUCCACUUUACGACCUGCAAUCGUGGCUGGCAGGCCCCAGUCUAUUCGUUUUCGACGUUUCACAUGCGGGGAACAUCGUCCAAAACUUCCAUAUGUUUGUGGAGAAGCACGAGAAGGAGAAUGCAGAGGCAAAGAAACGCGAUCCGAAUGCCAUCGUUCAGAACUAUGGCGAUUGUAUUCUUCUUGCCGCCUGUCAGAAGAACGAGUCCCUCCCCACUAACCCUGAUCUUCCGGCCGAUCUCUUUACAUGCUGUUUGACAACUCCUAUUGAAAUCGCGUUGCGAUUUUUUAUCCUGCAGAACCCCCUGCGGACGGAUAUAUCGAUUGAUGACUUCCGCGUUCCGGGUCGCCUCCAAGAUCGACGAAGUCCACUGGGUGAGCUCAACUGGAUCUUCACUGCAAUCACCGACACAAUUGCGUGGAACACGCUACCUCGUGCGCUGUUCAAGAAGCUUUUUAGACAAGAUCUCAUGGUUGCCGCUCUGUUUCGAAAUUUCCUCCUCAGUGAGCGGAUCAUGCGCACCUACAAAUGCCACCCAAUCUCUUCGCCAGAACUCCCAGAGACACAUCACCACCCUCUCUGGAAGAGCUGGGAUCUUGCCGUGGAGAUGGUUCUGUCGCAACUGCCUGCCUUAAUCGACCAAGAGGAAGGCCGCCGACAAUAUGAAUAUCAGCACUCUACGUUCUUCGCUGAGCAACUUACUGCAUUCGAGGUUUACCUCUCCUCUGGACCCACGGAGAAGAACCCUCCAGAUCAACUUCCUAUUGUCCUGCAGGUCCUUCUCAGCCAAGCACAUCGGCUGCGUGCGUUGAUUUUGCUCAGCAAGUUCUUAGAUUUGGGCCCAUGGGCCGUUCACCUCGCACUCAGCAUCGGCAUCUUCCCCUAUGUUGUGAAAUUGCUGCAAUCCGCUGCCCAAGAGUUGAAGCCCGUGAUGGUAUUCAUUUGGGCACGGAUCAUGGCUGUAGACCACACUGUUCAGAACGAUCUCCUCAAAGACAACGGCAUUCACUACUUUAUCUCAAUCCUCAACCCGUCUUCGCCCAUUCCUGUUGGUAAUGCCAGUGAGCACCGCGCCAUGUGUGCAUUUAUUGUUUCCAUAUUUUGCAAGAAUUAUCCGCAGGGCCAGAAUGUCUGUCUGUCUGGCGAACUCUUUGACUCUUGUUUGAGGCAUCUUGGUGACGUUGAAAAUCCACUGCUACGCCAAUGGUCAUGUCUCUGUCUAAGCAUGUUGUGGUGUGAUUUUCCAGAAGCUAAAUGGAUGGGCAUCCGAUGCGCAGCUCCCGCUCGUCUUUGUGAGCUGAACUUCGAUCCCGUCCCAGAAGUUCGGGCUGCAAUGCUACAUGCUGUCACUACGUUCCUUGGUAUCCCCGACUUAACAGACCAAGUGGCACAGAUUGAGGAGACUCUGGCCCAUGCCGUUCUACCCAUGUCGGCCGAUGGCAGUGUUCUCGUCCGUAAAGAGCUGGUUGUUUUCUUCUCGACAUUCGUGAAGCGGCAUCAGAACAAGUUCCUGGUGGCAGCCUACGAGGAACUUCAGGAAGAAAAGCAGUCUCUGCUCCAUCGUCUUCAAAGUGAGCGGUCUCAGACCGGUCGUGUAGAAUCCGAAAGGGGCGAUCUUAUUUUCGAUACGAAGCAGACCCAAUUGUCCCGAAACACAACCUUCGGAACCAUCUGGAAGCAGGUCCUCAUCCUUUCUGUUGAUCCGCACCCUGACAUCGCCCAGGAUGCUGGCGUCAUUGUUGACUAUAUUCACCUGGCUCUUCUAGAGUCGCCCAUGUCGACUCUUGCUGACAGAAUCAGAAUCGAGAUUCUGGACCUCACAGGCCAAGACGGCACCUCCUUCCACCCCGCCGUCAUCCACCACAGUUCCUGCAAAACAGGAGGGAUAUCUUUCGUUGGGUUUCAGACGUACCGCAAGCGUUGCUGCUUCUCUCAAAAAUCUCGCCUUCGGAAGCUCAACAGAUCUAACUUCAGAUUCCUCCACCCCCCUUCGCCAUCCCAGAGUCGAACGCCCAUUACCCCCCGGGGUCGUGCCCCUCCUGAAUGGACCCGUCCUCCCGAAGUUAACGACCAUGUCGCCCCCGCAACAUCAUAUCACCAAGCACCUGCUCCCACAUCCCGAGGCUUCUCUCCCAGGAACCCAGAUAUGGCACCGAUGAUCCCGUUGAAGAGUAGAUUUCUGGACUGGUCCACCGAGGUAAUUUCAUCCUUUUUCAAAGACUUCAGUAAAGCAGCCCAUAUAGAGUAUGACCUUUUACUUACCCACGACAAGUAUUUCCGGGAGCCCCAGAUGAAACCGAACGAGCCCGACGAGCCCGGCAGCUCAGACUACAACGAGCGCCUCUGGCGACGCGGCCGCAACGAGAAGAUCAUCGCGGAGACCCAGCCACUCAAGGGCAAAGCCGGCACGAGCCGGUGGGAUAAUUCGAUUACUCUGCUGUCGAAUAGCAGCCAACCAUUAAAGAUGUGCUUCCAUCAAUUUGAGGAUCAUAUCGCUGUGGCUGAUGAUCGCGACACCAUCGCUAUUUGGGACUGGCAAAGCCACAAGCGACUGAAUCAGUUUUCGAACGGAAACCCUGUUGGCUCCAAAAUCAACGAAGUCCGCUAUAUCAACGAGGACGACCAAGCUCUGCUACUGACUGGAUCUUCUGAUGGCAUGCUCAAGCUUUUCCGCAACUACGAGUCGUCGAGAAGAAUUGAAGUCGUCACCUCCUUCCGUGCAUUACCAGAGCUAAUCCCCAGCAACCGCAAUGCUGGCCUCGUGCUUGAUUGGCAACAAGGACAAGGAAAGGCUUUGGUUGCAGGAGAUGUCAAGGUGAUUCGAGUGUGGAAUGCUGCAACCGAAGUCUGCACCAAUGACAUUCCCGCUCGAUCUGGGUCUUGCAUUACAUCACUGACAUCGGACCAAGUUGCUGGCAAUAUAUUUGUGGCAGGAUUUGGCGAUGGUGCCGUCCGUGUCUUUGAUCAGCGACUCAAACCAACUACUUCUAUGGUCAAAGUCUGGCGCGAGCACAAGCAAUGGGUCACUAACGUGCACAUGCAGCGCGGUGGCUUGCGAGAACUUAUCUCCGGUAGUCGCAAUGGUGAAAUUCGGCUAUGGGAUCUCCGGAUGGACAAUCCAUUAUCGACAAUAUAUGCCACCAAGGACACUCUUCGUACUUUGAGCGUCCAUGAGCAUGCUCCUGUCUUCAGCAUGGGAACAAAUCGCCACGAAGUCAAGACCUUCAAUGUCGAUGGCACAUAUCUCUCCACAUUCGAGCCAUACUCGAGCUUCCUCCACCAUAACCGCUCUUCUCCCAUCACCUGCACGGCUUUCCACCCCCACCGCACCAUGCUCGCCUGUGCCGCAUUGAACGACCACCACAUCAAUCUUGUGUCUUGCUGA
Molecule: messenger RNA, 4332 nt
Organism: Penicillium macrosclerotiorum
Lineage: Eukaryota; Fungi; Ascomycota; Eurotiomycetes; Eurotiales; Aspergillaceae
Product: ubiquitin-binding TORC1 subunit KOG1
Exons: 6
Coding region: 1-4332 (1443 amino acids)
Biological process (GO): regulation of autophagy; cellular response to starvation; TOR signaling
Cellular component (GO): TORC1 complex; cytoplasm
Molecular function (GO): protein binding; protein-macromolecule adaptor activity
Source: RefSeq, a predicted model, not a curated record